AUGGUUGUCUCAGGGUCACACAAUGAAAAACUUUCCCCAAAGGGCUCUGUGGGAAAAGGCACCAUCCCACAGUAUGGAUCCUACCCAUCUGCGUUGCAAAACACUGGAAGUCCACAACGUUUUAUCUCUAAUGGGAGUAUUUCAACAAUCAGCCCCAGUAUUCAUCAUGAGCCAGAGUGCACUGAGACGGACUUUCUGCUCCCGAGUCAACUCUACGGUAGAUCAACGCUCAGUAGAUCCACAACUGCAAAAGAUGCCGAUGACUCAGGUCCACCUGCUGAGUCCCUCCGCUCCAUGCUACUUCAGAUCCUGGUGCCUUUCCUGCUGGCCGGGAUCGGGACUAUCUGCGCUGGGAUGCUGCUCGAAGUGGUGCAGAGCUGGGACGUGUUCCAGGAAAUUACAGAACUCUUCAUCCUGGUCCCUGCAGUGUUAGGCAUGAAGGGUAACCUGGAAAUGACUUUGGCUUCAAGACUCUCCACUGCUGUGAAUGCAGGAAAAAUGGAGUCCACCAGAGAAAAGUGGAUGUUGAUCGUUGGGAACUUAGCACUCAAGCAGCUUCAGGCCACAGUGCUCGGCCUGUUAGCCUCUUUGAUGGCGACUGGGUUGGGAUGGAUGGCUGAAGGACAGAUGCCGCUACAUCACGUAAUGCUCCUGUGUUCUGCCAGUGUUUCUACAGCCUUCAUUGCUUCAUUGCUGCAAGGUUUUAUCAUGGUGGGAGUGAUUAUUGGCUCCAUGCGGAUGGGAAUCAACCCUGAUAACGUGGCAACACCGAUGGCUGCAAGCUUUGGAGAUCUCAUCACUCUUGCCUUGCUCGCCUUCUUCAGUCAGUGGUUCUUCUCCCUCAUAGAACUGUAUCCCUACGUGUUGUACCUGGUGGAUAUGUUCUUUUUAUGCCUGAUUCCUCUUUGGGUGGUCAUCUCCUCCAAACAUCCUGCCAGUCAGCUCCUGCUCCACACAGGCUGGGAACCAAUCAUUACAGCUAUGGUCAUCAGCAGCAUUGGAGGAUUAAUUCUGGACAAGGCUGUAUCAGAUCCAAACCUGGCAGGAAUCAUACUUUAUGCACCAGUCAUAAAUGGUAUUGGAGGAAACCUUGUUUCCAUUCAGUCCAGCCGUAUUUCCACUAAUUUGCACUUGAAUCACUCACCUAAAGAGGUACCUGAAGACCGUAAAGGCUGCUACAGCCCUUGCCGCACUUUCUUUGGUUCAGGAACAAACCAUCGAUGUGCUCAGGUUCUUCUUCUUCUGGUCAUCCCCGGUCAGCUCAUCUUCUUACACGCUAUCCACCUUUUAAAAGGAGGCCACAGUUUGCCCAGUCCUCUGUUCACUGUCACCUUCUUGUCUGCUUCUCUGAUUCAAGUCUUAUCCCUGCUGUGCAUAGCAGACUGUAUGGUCCACUCCCUAUGGAGGAGGGGUAAAGACCCUGACAGUCACUCAAUACCCUACCUCACAGCCCUUGGAGACUUUCUAGGCACAGCUCUCCUCUCUCUAGCCUUUGUCCUGCUAUGGUACGUUGGUGACUCCGGCAGUGUAUAGGAUCAAAGAAAGGAAGAGUUUGCACAAAACCUCAAUUGUUUCAAAGCAAAUAGAAAUAACAAAGCAACUGAACAUUUUCUGCAAAGACAGUCAUCUAUUCAUUCUUCACAUUUUGUUUCACUUUGUCAUGAGUAUCCAACUAACAGGUUUACCAGAUGUGGGCUUUUUUUACAUCAAUUUAUAAUCCUCCAUCUGCUGGCUUCCUGACAACAUGGCCCGUCAUGUUGACCUAAUGUCCCCGGGUGAGCAUCCUUGCUGGCCUUACAGGAUGUUUAUUAAAGCACUUUCUGUGUUUCAUGGCAACUGUCAGAUGCACACAAUGAGUUUAAGGCUCAUAUAGUAUAAUAAGGGGCACAUAAUCGUAGCAAACACUUAUUAAGUAAAGGUUUCGGUCUCCAAAUUAUUUUAUUAGUAUUUUGUAUGCUGACGAGAUAACCAUAUUUGAUAUGCUUGUGUAUUCUUAUUAUAAUUUGAUUAACAGUUGUAUAUUUCUUGUAUAAACUGUAUAGGUACAUAACUCAAUACAAUAUACUGUACAUAAGCUGUGUGUGUAAAGACUCUGGGUUAAACUUUUGUUCUACUUUGUGGUCUGAUUAAUAUUCACUUCAUUGAAUUUUGUAGACUGUGUACAGGAAGGGAGAUAACACACAUGCUGACACACAGCUCUGCAGCCUCACCCACUGUGGUCUCCCUGUCAGGUAAUCCUCAAAAUAUAAGACUCGGGGCCAUCCAACUCAAAUUCCUCUUUUAUCCUUCAGUAGUCCAUGCUCGUGGGGUUUUCUGCAGUAGGUAUAUUAAAGAGUCUAGCCUGGGGGUUGGAUAAUGUGGUAGUGCCUACAGUGGGUGUUAUUGGUGGGGGGAAUGUGGUGUAUUAAAUCUAGUGAUAUACAAAGGUAAAUACUCUCUGAGGUCAUAGGUUGGGUAAGAGGAAUGUUGGGUGAUAGGAGAGGGAAAAACAACAUCUGGCAUAUGUCAGGGGGCCCCUAAGAACUGACCUAUGUCACCUUAGGGGGGCACACAUUGUUAAUGAUUACCUCAGGUGAGCACACAUUCUUUGGGUGCACACACAUAUUUUCUUCUAUAAAUGGCAUGCACAGAGAUAGUUCUGGGGGACUUCCACAAUA
Messenger RNA from Eleginops maclovinus (Patagonian blennie), 2657 nucleotides. RefSeq names its product solute carrier family 41 member 2a (gene slc41a2a). Gene Ontology annotation, biological process: monoatomic cation transport. NCBI's taxonomy places the organism in Eukaryota, Metazoa, Chordata, Actinopteri, Perciformes, Eleginopidae. Bases 1 to 1533 code for a protein of 510 amino acids. The transcript is spliced from 10 exons. Gene Ontology annotation, molecular function: monoatomic cation transmembrane transporter activity. Gene Ontology annotation, cellular component: plasma membrane. The record is from RefSeq and is a predicted model, not a curated record.